AGCAGCAGGUCCACUCCACUCUGCAGGCCGAUGAGGACUCCCUGGAAUACAUCGAAAGCCUCAUCAUCUGCCUCCUCAACAUGCUGUGCAGCGUCCAGCCCCACAACGUCCACGACAUCGAGGACAGGGUCCAGAAGACCUUCCCUCGCCCCAUCGACCAGUGGGCCAUCAACGACGCCCGGCUGGCUCUGGAGAAGGGGCGCAAGAAGGCACCCCUUGUCCUCCCGGUGGAUAAGAUCCACCAGCUCUUGAAGGAGGUACUUGGCUAUCGCGUCGAUUCGCAAGUCUCUCUCUAUCUAGUGGCAGUGCUGGAGUACAUCGCAGCAGAUAUUCUCAAGUUGGCAGGCAACUAUGUGAAGAACAUCUGUCAUGGCAAUAUCAGUCUACAAGACAUAAAAGUUGCCAUGUGUGCUGAUAAGGUGUUGAUGGAGAUGUUCUGCCAGGAUGACGAUGACGCAACUGCAAUGUCAUCUCUGAGUCUGGAAGAUGAACAAGACAGCAGGACGGGGACGCUAACUUACGAUGAGAUCGUCAAGGACCUGAUCAUGGAGGAGACUCAGUAUGUCCGAGAUCUCAACCUCAUCAUCAAAGUCUUCAGGAAGAUAUUCGUUGAUGCACCACAACACUUUAUAGAAGAAGACGUGGACGCCAUCUUUGGUAACAUCCUAGACAUCUAUCAGUUGACGGUAUCUUUCUUGGGUCUCCUGGAAGAUGCCAUGGAGAUGCUGGAUGAUAGUAACUCAUUCCUUGGUAUUGGAGAGUGCUUUGAGGAGAUGGCUGAGGCUGAAGAAUUUGAGGUGUAUAGUCCCUAUGCUGCACGGAUCCUGAGUGACGACUGUAGGAAUACAAUACAGAGACUUGUAGCAAAGCCAGAAGUAGCUGAAUACCUUCAAGAGCACAACAUUCGUGAUGCCGUAUCUUACGUCUUACCUAAGCUUCUACUAGAACCUAUCUACCACUGUAUACACUACUUUGACUCCUUGAAGUUAUUAUUAAAGACCUCACCUAAUGAGGAGGAACAAGAAAAAUUCAAACAAGCAUCCCAUCUUCUGAAGAGCUUGCAAGCAGAGCUAGACAGAAUAUGUGCCGGUCACUUGCCAAAAAGGAAGACGGGGAGGGAGUCCUCGUUGAGGUUUCACCGCAGGUUAGCGUCGAGACAGGUCUGCAUCCAGCGUAUGAACGAGAUCCAGAAGAACAUUGAAGGAUGGGAGGGGAGGGAUAUCAGUGAGCUGUGUAACGAGUUCAUCAUGGAAGGCAACGUCGGCAAGGUUCACACGGGCAAGAACAAGAAGCCAAACACAGAGAGGCACAUAUUCCUGUUUGAUAGUAUGAUAGUAUGCUGCAAGGUGAACACAAGGCGGUCAGUCUCGAGCUCGUCGCCAGAGUACCGCUUCAAGGAGCGGUACUACCUCAGGAAGAUCAAGGUCGUUGAUAAGCACGAUGGUGACGAUGUGAAGAAUUCAUUUGAGAUUGAGGUCAAAGACUCGCCGCAAACGAUAGUUUUCUUUGCCAAGAGUGCAGAAGAGAAAACAAGUUGGAUGGAGGCAUUAAUAACUCUGUUACACAGAAGCACUCUGGAAAGAAUGUUGGACACCAUCCUACAACAAGAAGAGGCUAACCAGCCCCUCAGGCUUCCGUCUCCGGAGGAGUACUGCUUUGUAGAGGAAGACUCACCGGACAACAUCGUCUUUGAGGAAGGUCAGAAGUCAAUGGCAGGGGUGCCGCUCAUCAAGGGAGGAACACUCCUGAAACUGAUCGAAAGACUGACCUAUCACAAGUACGCUGACCCGUCCUUCGUCCGAACCUUCCUGACCACCUACAGGUCAUUCUGCAAACCGCAGGAGCUUCUCUCGCUGCUCUUCAAGAGGUUUGAGAUCCCAGACCCUCCGCCCACGGAAGAAGACCAAGCAGCUAUUGACAGAGGAGUGAGUGUGGUCAGAGAAGAUCUGAAGAGAUUCAGGAAAGAAUAUGCACAACCUAUACAACUCAGAGUACUGAAUGUGUUUAGGCACUGGGUUGACCAGCACUUCUACGACUUUGAGAGAGACGAGGAGUUACUUCAAAGCUUGCAGAAGUUCAUUGAUGAUUCAGUAAGAGGGAAAGGAAUGAGGAAAUGGGUGGAGUCCAUCAAGAAAAUCAUCAGUAGGAGAGUGAGGUCCGAUGCUGAAGAGCAGAGGCAUAUACUAACCUUUGAGAGAGACCCUCCUCCCUUAGAACAUCAUAUAUCCAAGGCUCCUCAAGACUUUGACAUUAUGACGCUUCAUCCAAUAGAGAUUGCAAGACAGCUGACUUUACUCGAGUCAGACCUGUACCGAGCAGUGACUCCGUCUGAACUGGUUGGAAGUGUCUGGACCAAGAAAGAUAAACACCUUACAUCACCAAAUUUACUCAAGAUGAUCCACCAUUCAAAUAUGUUCAUCUUAUGGUUAGAGAAGUGCAUUGUGGAGACAUCCAACCUUGAGGAGAGGAUAGCUAUAGUAUCCAGGGUCAUAGAGAUAAUGAUGGUGUUCCAAGAGUACAACAACUUCAACGGUGUACUGGAAAUCGUCAGUGCGUUCAACUCAUCUGCCAUCCAUAGACUGGAGCAUACCUUUAGGGACUUGAGGAAGAAGCAAGUUUUAGAAGAAGCCAAAGAACUAGGCACCGAUCACUACAAGAAAUAUCAAGAGAAACUCCGCUCCAUCAAUCCACCUUGUGUGCCUUUCUUGGGAAUGUACCUAAGCAACAUCCUGUUCAUAGAGCAGGGCAACCCGGACUUCCUGUCCAACUGUCCCGACGGCUUGAUCAACUUCAGCAAGAGGAGAAGGGUAGCCGAGAUCACCGGGGAGAUCCAGCAGUACCAGCAUCAACCGUACUGUCUCAACUCUGAACCCGACAUCAGGAAAUUCUUUGAGGACUUGAAUCCUCUCGGUGACAUGACGGAGAAGGAGUUCCAGGACUAUCUCUACGAAGCUUCCCUGGAGAUUGAACCAAGAAACUGCAAGCAGCUGCCAAAAUUUCCCAAAAAGUUUGAGUACUCCCUGAAGUCCCCUGGUAUCAAACCUUCCAGCAACAGACAUAUGUCAUUAGUUGGAACGUCAAGACAGGCCAGUGAGCUCCGGUCUCCCGGGUUCCAGAGGAUGCAGGAUGAGGAGGCCACCUCCCCCAAAUCUAGUGCCACGCCCCCAUCUCCUAGAACACCGACUCUCAUAACACCGUCAUCUAUCUUUGACCACAGUGUCUUCAGCGUUGUGGAUAUUCCAAACAACUCCAACCCGUCAUCUACAGCACCAGAGGAACCACCGGAAGUUCCCCCUCCUCUACCGCCCCGAAGCCGUCUUAGUUCCACCCCGAAUUCUCGCACUCAGGAUCGCUUGCAUGACCUACCGCCAUCGCUUCCUCCCCGAUUCAACCACGCCCCUCCGUUACCACCCAGACAUAAUGCUCAAUCAUCACAGACAAUGAAUGGUGGUACACCGAGUAUACCCCCUAGGACUUACCGUAACACCCUUCAACGCAAGGUGUCGAAUCCGUUGCCGAACAAGUCUUCCAUCGGGCCAUCCAACACAACGACGGCGGCGACCAGGCCGCCCCCUCUCCCGCCACCAGUCACGCAUGUCCAUGAUUCAGACAUCUGGUUGCCAAGGACUCCUCAAACGCCGAAGAGCCACGCCUUCUUACUAUCGCAUAACUCCCCCAUGUCGUCAUUUCCAAUGAACAACACUGACCACAGCCAUAUGGGUUUCACGAAGCCGUUGAUGCCCCCGCCGCGACCCCGCGGUCCCCGAUUGACCGAACCGGACAGGCCACCCAGGACUCCUUCCAAGGAAAAUCAGUUGACACCGGAAGAUCUGAAAUUCUUUGAAAGCUCUUACUAACAGCAUGGGGGUGUGUGUGUGUUUGUAACAAGCAACUCAUCAGACUUGUCGAGGAGAUGGUUUGACACAUGCGGUGGCAGAUUGUUGACCCAAAGGCAAGAACAGUACUCGGACUUCAGCAUUGGUGCCUCCGUCUCAAAGACAGACGGGGUCAUUCGUAACAAAGGCUAGAGAGGAGAAACUCUCCCGUGAAACCUGCUUUUAUUGUAAUUGAUUAUCACCUCUUGUCCAAUGACUAUGCAUUGAAAUGUGUGAAUCAUGUACCAAAAAAAAUGUUGUCUCGUGUCUAAAAUAAUCAAACUAUUUUCCCCUUAAAGACAAUACUGGGCGGAAUGUCUUCAGAAGAAGAAAUGCAAAGCAAUGCAAACUGUUUGAGUUUCGAGGAAGGGUUGGCGUGAAACCCCAGUUACAGUUACAUCCAUGAAAAUUAAUUCUAUCAGACUCAAAUAUCAAAAUUCAUUUAUUGAUUGUAUAUCGUAUGAAGCUGGAAUGAACAGAAUAAUUUAUUAUGUAUAGUAGGGAAAAACAAAGUGUUCAAAUCAGUCAUGACUUAUUAUUUUUCUUCUCUUCCAAGCAGUAGAUUUUGUGAAAUAAAUUUGAAGGGGAAAACCAGCCAAUUUUGUUCAUUUCUGAUGCUGAUCAGAAAUCUAAACCUCAACCCCCUGAAGGUUUUUUUUUUUAAUCCCUUAGGGUGUUAUGUUUACAGAGUGGCUGGCUAUCCAAUUAUCCUUCCCAGAUAAAAGAUAAUGAAGAAAGAUAUAAGUGUUAUAUUUAGGAUCUGGUCAUGGAAGAAGCAUGUAUUUUCAAGUUUGGGAAGUGCAGAUACAAAUUCGAUGAAUAUUUAAAGAAUGUUUUCCCCAAACCCAUUUCAAUUUCACCAAACAGGAACAUCAUGUCACAAGGUAUGAAUAUGUAUUUUCUCAAUUCACUUUUUUUCUUUUGACUAUUAAAUAUGUAUGAAUAGUAAAUAUAUGAAGCAAGAGCCGAGAAGUUCAAAAGUGCAAUAAGUCAUAUCAUAGAAACUAAAAAUAAAGUCAGAAAUUAUUUUUUCAGCAAUCUUUAUGGGGUGAAAGAACAAAAAAAGAGACAUUGGCAAAUCUCAAAUUUUCAGAUUAUAUCCAUUCAUUGUGAUUUAAUUUCAUGAUGGACAACUUGGCAAGUUCCUUUUAGGUAAACUCAUUGCCAGUAUGAAAAAUUGUCCACUGUGAGUGAGUGAGGCCCUAUCAUAUUCUUUAUGCAUUACUGCAGCUAAUAUAAUUUUGUCACAUGGGAUACAUACAUACAUGCAUACAUUAAUAUUUUUAUAUAAUGCUUUACAAUUAUAUGACAAAAAGUAAAUUCUGCUCUCUAAGUGUUUACAAAAAAAUGUAAUGGGGAUAUUAAUGUUAUUGAGAAAGCAGAUGCAUGUAGGUCUUUAACUUAUUUUGGAAUACUUUUAAUGAAGAACAUGAACGGAUAUUGAUAAGGAGGCUUUUCCAAAUACUGGGACCAGUGAAGCUAAAUACAUUGCUGACCUUUCUUGGAGUUCAUUUUAGGAGUGUAUGAAGGAAAGGGAUCUUAUCUAGGGAUGUAUAAAUCAAUUGACAGAUCAGUAUUCUAGUGGAUAGUGAAUAAUGAAUCAAAUCAAGGCUUUCAUAUCAUAUUACCUUGCUAAUUGGACAAGACUCCUAUUGAGAUUAAAGAAUACUUGUAGUAGGGAAUUGCGAUCAAUUGAAAGUCAAACAUGGGUCCUAAAACCAAUCGUACGUCUGGCCUGUAAUUGCCAAUUCUGACUUCAUUGCUUGUCUGCUUCUAAUAGCAAAUACUUGGUUCUUGAAUUGAUUUUGUUACAUGGCGAGGGUGUAAUGAUAAUAUGAAGAUCAGUGAAGAGGAAUAUUAGCUUGUGUUGCGGCUGCUGUGAGUGAAUACACCCCCCUCCAAAUUUUUUCUAUCCCGAUCUCUAGUUUCUUACAUGUAGAAGUGAUACAUUUUCACCUCGGAAAAUAAGCGUAGCAUGAUAGUUGAGAGCACACAUCCACUGUCGAAAAAGAACGUGAUAAUUAUUAAAUAACAGUUAUACAGUGAAAAGGUUAGAGUUGGGCUUCCUGCAUAGUCUUGUGUUGUGGCAUGGCUGUAUGAGGAUGUAAUGGUAUCUGUUACAUAAUGUCAUCGUAUAUUGGCCCUACCUGCAAGACCGCUCACUACUAUGGCCUAAUUGAACCUCCCUUAUAUACCUGUCAAGAGUUUUGGUAAGUUGGUAAAAAAAAAAUUAACUUGCAUCUUCUGGAGAUAAUGCAUGAAACAUUGUCAAGUCUUACAAGCAUUGUUAAGAUUCUCGACAGAAAGUUUUUAUAGUAUUAUAGCUUAUUCAUUUAUUUCUUGUUCAGGUGAGAGAAGCAUUCACCUAGUCGGUAAUCCAUUCUUUUCAUGUUAACCUGUUCCAUUUACAUCAUACUGGGUGAAGGACAGACAUGUACACCUUUGUAUUGACUGCAUUAUUCUUGGUGUUGGGUUUGUCAAAAUCGUGCACACUUGGGGUGGUAUUCUGAAAGUUUGUCUUAUCUUUUCUUACAACUGUUCUGUAAUCUCAGCCAGAGAACAGCUUGCUAAUGUUAUUCCAAAUCGGAAUUCUGAAAAUUGUCCUAUCUCCCGUAAGGAUGUCUCAUAAUUUAUCUCAGAAAACACCCUUUUUUCUUUGGUCAGCCAGUCGUUAAAUGCUUUAUGUGAUGAGAUCAACCGAUAGAAGUGUCUCUUUUAUGAAAAUGUCUAGCGCAUUGUUGAAAUGAGGUGCAGUUUCCUUGACGCCCCUGCUGCUUAUGCAAUGUGCUUCUGUGCUAAAAAUACACCUGGCUGUUCUCCCAGGCAUAUUUUCUUUGAAAAGAUUCAUCAUCUCGAAUGAAAAAUCUCAUUCAGUAUCAAGUUACAAUAGACCCCUACCUGUUGUAAAUUUUGUUGUAUAUUAACAUAAAAUGAAAAGAUUAGAGAAUUUUCAGAAUACCAUUUAUUUCAAUAUUUCAUCCUGCGCACAUCAAUUUAUGCGCCGUUUUUUAGCUUUGACCAUAUUUUAACUCUGACAUCAUGAGCAUUCAGUGAAAGUUACCAUAAUAGAUAACAAAAUUAUCAGAAUACCAAUUUUAUCGUAACUCUGAAGAUACAAGACAAUUUUCAGAAUACGGCCCCUGUGCAAUGAAUGUCAAUUGUAUUGAAAGAAAAUGGAAUGGCGAUGUAAUCUUUUUUAUACCACCACCGAACAAAGUUUGAAGGGGGUGUAUAGGAAUCGGCGUAAUAUGGUCAGGCGGGUGGUCCGUUGCAAAUUUUGCAUGUUUGAACUUCUUCCUCAGUUUUUAACCAAUUCUCAUGAAAUUUGGCACACACAUAGAUCUUGGCGUAAAGAUGUGCAAGACACAUUUUUGGGUGGUCUGUUUCUGAAAUCAUGUUGGCUUGGUAAAAGUAUAUAAUUAUGGCAAAAAUUAGGUAAAAAAUCUUGUGGUUCAAACUACUUUCUAAAUUCUUAACCAGUUCUCAUGAAAUUUGGCACACAAGUUGAUCUUGUGGUAAAGAUGUGCAAGACAUAGUUUUGCAUGUGUCGGAAAUUGUGUGGUAAUGGUAUUUUGUGUCAAUAAUCGGGUAAAAUGUUAUUGUUCAAACUUGUACUUCCUCAUUUUUUGACAAAUUCUCAUGAAAUUUGGCACACACAUUGGUCAUGUAACGGUAUACUACAACAAUUAAUUUGUAAACGUCUUGUAGAUUGAACUAAUUCAUUUUAUGACCUACGCUCAUCAAUUUAGCACAUGCAUAGGUCUUGAGUUAAAGAUGUGCAAAACACAUUUUUUCGAAUAUUUAAGAAAUUGUGUUGCCAUGGUAACUGCAUAUAAUGGCCAAAAAGCCCAGGAAAACCCACUGCGGAUCAAACUACUUCCCCAGCAUUUGGACAGUGCUCAUGAAAGUUGGCACCAAAAUUUAUCUUGGGUAAAGACAUGUAAGAUUCGUUUUCCAAAUGUGUUGGAAACUAUGUUGCCAGGGUACUGGCUUAAGGGUGGGUGUAUAAAUCACCCUCAGUGAUAUUUCUAGUUUUUCCACCUAUUAUUCUUUGUGAAAAUUUAGGUUUCGAUUCAUUAGGUAUCUAGUACCCUCUCUCAGUAAUCUUAUUUUUCUUCGUAAUUUAGUGAUCAGAUAUCUUGAAACUUUUUUACCAUUCCUUGCUUGAGGAAAAGAUAAUACAUGAUUAAAAUAUUUCCAUGUUAAACCACAUGAUUUAUCAAAUAAAGCAUUAGUGACUUUGGAAUAGUGAAAUUGCAAGAAAAUAAUUCAUAACUAUGGCGAAGGCGAGGAUAAUUUAAUUUUUUUACGUCACCAGGUCAAUGUUUAGGUUAAGGCUUUAGUCAGCCAUACCUGAAUAUAAUGCUUAUUAUAUAGUUAAAGUUAAAUGUGAUUCAAUUCAUACUAUCAAAGGGGAAGUUCACCCUGACGAUAAAUUGGAUUUUAUAAAAGCAGAUUUAAUAAAAGAAAAAAAAUAUUGGUGAAGGUUUGAUGAAAAUGCAUUAAAGAAUAUCAGAGUUAUGAUUUUAUGAUGUCACAGAGGAGCAGCUCCUUGUGAUGUGUGAUAUAAAUUCCGCAAAAUGUCAUUCACAUCGUAGAAGAAAAAUAUUUUGAUUCAUCAUGGUUUAUGGGAUAAAACACCUACAGGACUGGUUGCAUAUGACUUAAUUAAUUAAAUUCUUUAAAGGUUAAUAACUUUUUGUUUUAUGGAUUUUCAAAUUUUACUACUUUUCUGUCAAUUUUUUUACUUUUAUUAUAACCAACUUGUCAUCAGUGUGGAUACUCCCUUUACUUAAUAGCCACAUCUCGCACAAGUUCACUUUCAGGUCAUUCGAUCAAAAGAUUUUCACCCUCCCCCCCCCCCCAAUAAAAUAUUUUGUAAGUGCAUGUCAGACCUAAAAGAAAAACUAAACCAAACAAAACAUGGUUUUAGUCAUUCAUUUUGACAUCACAGUAACACAAAAGGCCAAAUCACGUUUGGACAUUUAUUUCAGAAUCCUGAUUGUAUGCAUACAUUAUGCAUAAAUAACUAAUUUAAGAGAGUCAACAUUCAAGGUUUGCCUUUCUACACUGUUGAUGUGUUGUUUGGUUCAGAUAAUACGACUGAGAAAAUUGGAAGACUUAACAAGAAACAGAAGCCCAUGAUUGUGACUUUAACUACUGUACUACGAGCAACUAGUUUGAAUGUACUGUAUUUUUAAUGAUGUUUACCAGAGUGGGGAUCUUUAAUACUACAACUUGGUGAUACAGUGAUCAUCUUUUUUUUUUUAAUGAAAUCAUGUUUGUGUAAUGCAAAGCUUGUCUGGUAAUGUUUUAAUAUGAAUAUUUGUUUUUGGAGUACCAGGCACUAUAACUUUGAAUGAAAAUUUAUUUUGUACCAAAUAUGAAGUGUCCUCCAUUUCUGUGGGAGUUUAACACCCAUUAUAAAGGAACUUUUAAUAAAAUAAUUGUUGUAUAGAAA
Messenger RNA from Lytechinus pictus (painted urchin), 9336 nucleotides. RefSeq names its product son of sevenless homolog 2-like. Gene Ontology annotation, biological process: Ras protein signal transduction; positive regulation of GTPase activity. Lineage: Eukaryota; Metazoa; Echinodermata; Echinoidea; Temnopleuroida; Toxopneustidae. Gene Ontology annotation, molecular function: guanyl-nucleotide exchange factor activity; protein heterodimerization activity. The coding region runs from base 81 to 3857 and encodes 1258 amino acids. Gene Ontology annotation, cellular component: plasma membrane. The record is from RefSeq and is a predicted model, not a curated record. The transcript has 26 exons.